AUUUUAAUAAUAUGUACAAUUUCAUAACCACAUUAACGUUAUAGACAUAUAUAAGUUCAUCAUGUUUCAUGGAAUACCUGCCUCUGGAGUGAUGGGAGGAGCACCUCCCAACAAGCCAGAACUGUAUGAGGAAGUGAAAUUGUACAAAAAUGCCAGAGAAAGAGAAAAGUAUGACAACAUGGCAGAGUUGUUUGCUGUGGUCAAAACACUCCAGGCCCUGGAAAAAGCCUACAUUAAGGACUGUGUGACUCCAAACGAAUACACAGGAGCUUGCUCAAGAUUGCUUGUUCAGUACAAGGCUGCUUUCAAACAAGUCCAGGGAUCAGAUGUGGGAUCCAUUGAUGACUUUUGUCGGAAAUACAGGCUGGACUGUCCACUGGCUAUGGAGAGAAUCAAAGAGGAUCGACCAAUCACCAUUAAGGAUGACAAGGGCAACCUGAAUCGCUGCAUUGCAGACAUUGUUUCUCUCUUUAUCACAGUGAUGGACAAACUUCGACUUGAGAUUCGUGCCAUGGAUGAGAUCCAACCUGACCUGAGAGAGCUUAUGGAGACCAUGAAUAGAAUGAGCAACAUGCCUCCAGAUUCAGAGGCCAAAGACAAAGUCAGCCUCUGGUUAACCACACUAAGCAGCAUGUCUGCAUCUGAUGAGCUGGAUGAUUCCCAGGUUCGCCAGAUGCUCUUUGACCUGGAGUCUGCCUACAACGCCUUUAAUCGUUUCUUACACUCCUCUUAAAUGUUCCUUCCCUCUCUAAGCUCCUUGAACUCCUUUUUAUUAAACCUUUGUUUCAUUUUCCCUAUUUUGCCCAUGUCUAUUGUAGAAAUGUAGGAAUCUCAUAUCCAAUUAGAGUGCUGCUUACUAAGGCUUAUGUUGUUCAGUAGUACAAUCAAGAUUAUAUCAUUAACAGAUUUCAGAUUAAUAAUAGAUUUUUUUUAUGUAAUGAGAUUUAUCUAUCACAUGGUGGUCUGAGAGUGUUCACCAGAAUGGGAGUAGCGAAUACAUAGCCAACUGAGGGCGUCAUAAGAAGGAGUUCGUUAUAGGCAAAAGAUGCUUGCCUCUAUAAAUACAUGUGUUAAAUGAACAUGAAUUGGUAGGUUAUGAAUCUCAUAAUAUCAUAGAACAAGGUUUGAUACUGAAUUCUCAGUACUGCAUUUUAUUUUAAAUGUUUUCCCUAGCUUUACACUUUCCUUAUUUUUGUUAAUAGAUGUUUUCCCAGUAUUUAAAUGAGACAGAGCUCAUUCAUUUACAGUACUCUUAACAUUUUUGGUUGAUAGUCUUUUAUAAAGGUUUGAUUAAAAACUUGUUUUUCUCUUUCCUUUGCUUUGGUGUUGGUCUAGCUCACUUCGUUAUGUAAUAAUUCAUAUUUAUUAAAUGACCAAUGUAAAUAUAAUAGUUUUGAAAUAAACCACAUAAUACUUUGAAAAAUA
This is a messenger RNA of Labeo rohita (rohu), 1425 nucleotides long. It is a transcript of the gene vps28, whose product is annotated as VPS28 subunit of ESCRT-I. The coding region runs from base 62 to 733 and encodes 223 amino acids. Gene Ontology annotation, biological process: protein transport to vacuole involved in ubiquitin-dependent protein catabolic process via the multivesicular body sorting pathway. Gene Ontology annotation, cellular component: ESCRT I complex. The record is from RefSeq and is a predicted model, not a curated record. NCBI's taxonomy places the organism in Eukaryota, Metazoa, Chordata, Actinopteri, Cypriniformes, Cyprinidae. The transcript has 10 exons. Gene Ontology annotation, molecular function: protein-containing complex binding.